AAUGCCCGAGAGCGGGGAAAUACAUUCUGGCAGGGCUAACGUAACUUGACACAACACCUGAUUAAGAAAGUCCUUGUAAAAUGCUGAAAGUAGCUCACAUAGAUGUCACACAGGUCUGUUGUUGACCAAAAUUGAUGAUUUUUCGCAGUUAAAGAAAUGUUUCCAGUCUGACUGUGUUAACUGUACAAAUGACACUUGGUCAUUAAAGUUGUUAAAAACAACAUUUUUCCGUUUAUCUAUUUUAUUUACACCAACAUUGGCCCCCAGUCUAAGGGGGAGUUCUUAAUCUGGACCUCCACUACAAUAAGUUGGAGAACGCCUGGUCUACAGGUUGUUGACGCUCCUGGAUGGAGACGUUGGCAGUGAUGGUGACAUAAAAAAAAAAAAAUAGGGACAAAAAAUGUGAUUUUAAUUAUUUUUUUCUGGAAAGUGGCAAAAAGCAGACAGUAGAAACCAUCUGGAACGUGGCUGCAACAGCACUUUGGAUUUAGUGUUUAAGGGAGUGACGCUUACAGCAGAAACCAGCUUUAUUAGUGAGUUGCUUCAUUUGACAAAUCCUGAAUUCUUGUGCUAAUUAUCUCAGACGACUGAGCAGCAAUCCAGUCAUUGAUCUAAUUUGACCUUCAGAGAGGACAGAAGCCGCCACAUGACCUCCAGGAUGCAGGUUUAUCCUCUGGAGACGACAUUUCUGAACCUGAAUCUCAACCAACCACUGAAUCAACUCCUUUUGGUUUCUUCAGAGGACUUUUGAGGCUUUUCAAUAAUACCGAAUACGAAGGGGUGGAGCUUUGGGAAUUGUAGUUCUUGAUGGAUUUAAAAACACUAAAUUGUUUGUCUCUUGUAGUGAGGAGGACACAGUAAUUUAAACCACAUGUUUACAUUUCUACAUUUGACUUUGAUUGAACUAGGAUCUGUUACCGGCGUGCGUGAAGGGCCAGGGUCCAUCAACGAAGACCACGUACGCCGUCAGCAGCACUAUGAGGACGCCGUGGGUGAAGGUGACCAGGCGGCAGUUCCACUCAGGUCCUCGCUUAGAGAACGCCCAGCAGAACAACAGUCCUUCGUCCGUCUGUUAUUCUGCCAACAGGUGAGAGCUUUGCACAGACGACGCGGGCGGUGCUUCAUUCAGCGAAGGUCAGAUGCUCACCUGACAGCUCUGCAGCAUUAUUUCAGCUCUAAUCCUACACCAGAGCAGAUUAUGGAACAAUCAAGCCUUCCUUUCUGGAUGGCUCUUUCUACGGUGCGACUGUUCUCUCGGCACAGGAGUCCUGGCCUCCAGGUGUUUGGGUAUGCCACGCAGCACAGCUCCUCCAGAGCCCAGGAGAGCAGCAGCGGUCCUGUGUUCCAGUACGUCGGUCAGCACAGGAGCCCGACACACAAAGUGUUUGUGUGGGGCUUCAGCUUCACCGGGGCUCUUGGGAUCCCCAGCUUUGUGGUGCCGGACAGCGGCAGGAAGAAACCCCGCAAGUAUCAGCUGACGCCGUACCGGCUGGAGACGGCAGAGAAGAUCUCGUCUGCUGCUUGUGGUUACGGCUUCACUCUCCUGGCGUCCUCCACCAAAGACGUGUCCAAAGUGUGGGGCAUGGGUCUGAACAAGGACUCUCAGCUGGGCUUCCAGCGGACGCAGCGCAGCCGCAAUCACAGCUACCAUUACGUUCUGGAGCCGUCUCUGGUGGCGCUGCCGCUCAAAGAGCCUCUGCAGACCCGGGUGGUCCAGGUGGCAUGCGGCCGCGCCCACUCCCUGAUCCUCACCGACAGAGAAGGAGUUUUCAGUUUAGGCAACAACGCGUACGGCCAGUGUGGGAGGCGGAUAGUUCCAGAUGAAGUGUACAGCGACAGCCACGUCAUCCACAGGAUCGAAGGCUUCAGCGACAGAGUCGUCCAGGUCUCGUGUGGACAGGACCACAGUCUGUUCCUCACAGAAUCAGGAAAGGUGUUCGCCUGUGGGUGGGGCGCCGACGGCCAGACAGGUCUGGGCCACCACGACGUCAGCGCCGCCCCGGUGGAGGUGGGGGGCGACCUGUCGGGGGUGGAGGUGCAGCAGGUCAGCACCUAUGGAGACUGCAGCCUGGCGGUCAGCAGAGACGGUCAGCUGUUCGGGUGGGGGAACUCGGAGUACCGUCAGCUGUCCUCCAUCACCGAGUCCACACAGAUGAACUCUCCUCGACGUCUUCCUCUGACGGGCUGUGGGACGGUGCUGCAGGCUGCAUGUGGAGGAACACAGGUGGCUGUUCUCAACGAAAAAGGGGAGGUGUUUGUUUGGGGCUAUGGCAUUCUGGGUAAAGGUCCAAAUCUGUCGGAGUCUUCCACUCCAGAGUUGAUCCCGCCCACGCUGUUCGGACGCUCGGAGUUCAGCCCCUCGGCGCCGGUCUCCAAGAUCAGGUGUGGCCUGAGCCACUUUGCUGCAGUCACAGAAGGAGGCGAGCUCUUCGUUUGGGGGAAGAACAUCCGAGGAUGUUUGGGCAUCGGGAAGAAAGACGACCAGUUCUUCCCGUGGCGAGUGACCGUUCCAGGUCAGGUGGUGGAUGUAGCGUGCGGCGUUGACCACAUGGUGGCGCUGGUGAAGUCCAUCCUGUGAGCUAAGAGGAGUCUUCCUAAGGGAGGAAAGGCCGGAGUCUGGAAGUGUUUGUUCUUCUGAGAGUUCAAACAUUUCUGCCAAAGAAAAGAACAGGAACGAACUUUUACAGCCGUCAGAACGAUGAUCCGCCUUCACACAGGAGAAGAGGAGGUGAGUGAGUCAGGAGGAGGUCCCCGGAGGAAGGAGCUUCACGCUGGAGGCAGAAACAGAAAUUCUUCCAGAUUUUUCACCUUUUUUCCCCUAAAAAUUCACCAAAAAUGGAAAUAAUCACAUCCAAAGAAAUGUUUUCCCUUCGGUUUGUUUUGAAACAGUUUUCAACUUUAUUUUAUGAAUUUGUGGAGUUUCUCUACAAGCUCCGCCUCCUUCCUUUGUCCUGAUUGGACGGUUUCUGAAAGCGUUUGUACAGACUCCGCCCAUCACCAAACUUACAGCAUCGUAUGAUGAAAAUGUAAAAAAAAGAAACAUAUUUAUAAUAUUAAAAAUUGCUGUUUUUUCACCCUUGAUGUGAAAUUAGAAAC
Molecule: messenger RNA, 3096 nt
Organism: Oryzias melastigma (Indian medaka)
Lineage: Eukaryota; Metazoa; Chordata; Actinopteri; Beloniformes; Adrianichthyidae
Gene: rcc1l
Product: RCC1 like
Exons: 13
Coding region: 872-2578 (568 amino acids)
Source: RefSeq, a predicted model, not a curated record